AUGGACAAUUGUUCGUUGGCUGAAGAGAUCACCCGUUCCGUUGCACCGAUUUUCAUUUAUUUGGUGAUUGUCAACUUUUGUGUGAUCAUUUCUUGUCUAUAUGUGGCGCUCAAUUUGAUCAGGAAUACGUUAUUUCACAUUCAUCUCCGAAUUCUUCUAAUGAAUGUGAUCAUCGCGAUGCUCUUCCGUACGUCAUUCACCACCUUUCGUGCUUUACUACGAUUGCGUCUUUUGCUCGUUGCUCAAUCUCCCUGUGAUUUCCUUGAAGAACUUUCUUUUUGUAUGGCCAUUUCAUCAAUCACUUUACCAGCUGUUAAAGUGGUCACAUUCACUUAUGCUUUGAUAACUUGUGAACGAGUGAUCGCUUUAUAUUUAGUGGAAACUUAUGAACAAAAGAGGAAUAUUCCACUCGUUUUAAUCAUCGCUGCUUUAUCGUGGUACGGUUUACCGGAAGUUCUCUAUACAAGUUGGAGUGGGUUCUUGUACGGAGAUUCCGGUCGUUUCCUUCCAUAUUGUAGCUCAUCAACAGCCGGCACUGUCACAAUAUGGUUUAUUUUCGAAUGGACGAUUCCUGUGAAUCUUUUCAAUGCAAUUGCUCUAAUCACUCUGCAUUUUGUGCUGAAAAAGAAAGCAAAAUUAUCCCUUCUUUCAACUCCAAUGCUUUCAUCGAGAUAUGAAAUGAGAGCCAGUCUCAAAUCACUCAAAUUCAUUUUGCCAAAUAUUUUCGUGACUUGUGGAGUGAGUUGUCUUCUGCAAGCGAUGACAAUUGGUAUGAUGUUCCCCGCGAUCACAUCUCUUCAACAAGCAGCUAUUAUAAAGGAGCUAUCAUCAGCCAUCAUCAUUCCUUUUCAAUAUUUCUCCUUUUCCAUCAUUUGUUUCUUUCGAAGUUCCGAGUUGAGACCGAGAAAAUUCAAAAGAAAACGAAGAAAGGAAACGAAUCAAUUAUUGGAAAAUGAGAAAAUGGAUCCGAUCUCAGCCAUGGCGAAUAUGCAGAAUUUUUGGGAAAUGCACGAAUUGCAAUCAAAA
Messenger RNA from Mesorhabditis belari, 1026 nucleotides. Lineage: Eukaryota; Metazoa; Nematoda; Chromadorea; Rhabditida; Rhabditidae. The record is from the annotation of a GenBank genome assembly.